AGCCAUCCAUCUGUACGAUCGUUAGUCGGUCGCGCCAUGCUGAGCUGUAGACACUUGAUUGGUCGUUUUCUGGUGCGACGUCAGGCCAGCACGCAGGCUCGUCUUGCUAGUCCUGGCAUUGUGGAGAUCGACGAAGCUGACGGGCAGCGCCUGAAAUACCCACAGGUCUGGUUGCGGGACAACUGCCAGUGCACGGAGUGUUUCCAUGCGACGACGCGGGCACGCAAGAGCAACUGGGAGCGCGGACCACUCCACGUGGGCGCCCAGCGGGUGAGCUACGAUGAGCAGUGCCAGCAGCUUCAAGUCCACUGGCAAGACGAGCACAAGAGCGUUUACGAGCUGCAGUGGCUGCGGGAGCGGGACUUCGGGGACGCGGCCAGACAAAAGUACUUGGACGAGGUCUACCGGCCGCCCGUGCAGCUCUGGGGCAAGACUCAGUUUGAGGAGGUACGCCGGGAGUUCCUUUACCAAAAUGUGCUCGACCGGGACGACGUGCUGAAGGCGUGGCUGGAAGCCCUGGCUGUGCAGGGAUUCGCUCUGCUCAAGGAUGCGCCCGACGACGAAAAUGUGGCCCGGCGCCUGGCAGAGAGGAUUGGCUACAUCAAACGCACCACCUACGGAGAUGUCUUCGAGGUCAAGUCCAAGCCGAAUGCGGGCAAUUAUGCCUACCUGAUGGUGCCCCUGCCACUGCACACGGACAUGCCCUACUACGAGUACAAGGCGGGCAUCAACAUCUUGCACACCCUCGUCCAGUCGGAGUCGGCGGGCGGGGCCAACACGCUCGUGGACGGCUUCCAUGUGGCCGCCGAGAUGCGGCGCCUCUAUCCCCAGGAGUUCGAGGUCCUGCGCUCGGUGCCAGUCAACUGGUACGACAUCGGACACGACGGGGACCAGGCCAGACCCUUCCACAGCCUGUGGCGGGCGCCUGUUGUCUGUUUGGAUGUGGAUGGCCAGGUGGUGCGCAUCAAUCAGAACACCACGAAGCGGGAUAGCCGCUUUACGGUGCCCAUUGAGCAGGCGGUGGCCUGGUACGAGGCCUACGACAGGUUCCUUCGUCUGGCCCACGACGAGAUCGUUGAGUUCAAGACGCGACCCGGCGACGUGUUCGUGUUCAACAACCUGCGCAUGCUCCAUGGCCGCACCGCCUAUGAGGACUCGCCCCAGAACAAGCGUCAUCUGGUCGGCGCGUACGUAGACUGGGACAUUAUCUACUCCAAGCUAAGGACCCUGCGCUUCCCCCAGGCCCACGAAUGAUCCCCAUCAACAGUACAGCCAGCGGUUGGGAAGAAGACUAAAAUAGUUAACAUUUUGUAUUAAACUAGAACACAAAAAUAA
Molecule: messenger RNA, 1335 nt
Organism: Drosophila pseudoobscura
Lineage: Eukaryota; Metazoa; Arthropoda; Insecta; Diptera; Drosophilidae
Product: gamma-butyrobetaine dioxygenase
Exons: 2
Coding region: 37-1254 (405 amino acids)
Biological process (GO): carnitine biosynthetic process
Cellular component (GO): mitochondrion
Molecular function (GO): oxidoreductase activity
Source: RefSeq, a predicted model, not a curated record